UUGGGUUCCACUUUGAUUUACAUUCUGUUACUAAUCUAUUUUUAAAACUUUGUAGUUGUAAAUCAGCUAAACAUAAAUAAUUCAACACUCAAAAUGCUUUAUCAUAAUAACGUAUCCGUAUUGUUAGAAAUGCCGCAAAAGAAUUUGGCCGAACAAUUCUGGACCAUUGUUGCAGAUCACUGUAUAGAAAAUGUUAUACUUCUGGUAAAGGAAAAUGAAAAGGUGGCAGAGUUUUAUCCCAAGUUAGAUGAUGUUUUUAGAAUGAAAAGUUUAGAGAUAUAUCUUGAUUCUGUCGAGAGGACGAAUAAAAACAUCAUGCUGUUAGCAUUCAAUUUGCAGAACAAGACAACACAGAAGAGGCGCAAUGUUAAAAUGUUUAAAACAAAUGUUUGCAAAUCUUUUUCUGUGGAAGCAAUGUGUUGUAUCCUGGGUAAAGCAAGUGAAGUGACUGAUGCACCAGUUCUUAUAAUCAAUUGUAAGAAGAAUAACCUGUCGGUUUGUGGAGUACUCGCAGUUUGUUUAAAUGUUAUCUAUGCAAUUAAAAAUGGAAGCACCUUCAGCCUUCUGGAAAACGCAAUGGUAGCAAAUAAAAAUGAAAGAGGUUUCUUCAAGAAUUUUGAUGACUAUGAAUUAUGUUACAAAGUGAUUGAAAACUAUUUAGAAACAGUAAAUACUUACGAUUUUAUUGAAUAGAAUGACUACAUGUAUCUCAACAGUAUUUAAACAGGGAA
Molecule: messenger RNA, 731 nt
Organism: Mytilus trossulus (common blue mussel)
Lineage: Eukaryota; Metazoa; Mollusca; Bivalvia; Mytilida; Mytilidae
Exons: 5
Coding region: 94-693 (199 amino acids)
Biological process (GO): protein dephosphorylation
Molecular function (GO): protein tyrosine phosphatase activity
Source: RefSeq, a predicted model, not a curated record